Lasiosphaeria miniovina is the source of this 948-nucleotide messenger RNA. RefSeq lists its product as uncharacterized. The annotation marks the transcript as partial. The transcript has 2 exons. NCBI's taxonomy places the organism in Eukaryota, Fungi, Ascomycota, Sordariomycetes, Sordariales, Lasiosphaeriaceae. The record is from RefSeq and is a predicted model, not a curated record.
CCCGCGGCCGACGGUCCGUUGGAGAUCCAACUUGAAGUAACAAGGCUAUAGCAACUUACUCAUACGAGGCGAUAUCGUAUGUCUGGGGAACUAAGCCUAAGUUUACCGCUAUACCGAGCCCUAGCGGGCCCAUUCGCAUUGCCCAGAAUCUUGCCGAUGGACUGCGUCGUCUGCGGCUCUUCAGCACACCUAGAUACGUCUGGGCUGAUGCAAUCUGCAUCAACUAGAAUGAUGUCGACGAAAGGAGCAAUCAAGUGCGCCUAAUGCGUAUGAUUUACAAGCACGCUACCCAGGUUCUCCCGACUUACCAUUCCGGUACCGACCCUUCUCGCCCCGGCCAUGGGUGCCUCCCGCCUCUAGACUCCCCGCUGUGGAAUACCGUAGCCUGUCUGUUCAACAACGCCUGGUUCUACCGUGUCUGGUGCAUUCAAGAGAUUGCUUUAGCGUCCUCAGCCUUGGUGAUCUGGGGUGACUGCGAAAUUGUAUGGAGAUGGGUCGGCAUUGCGGCAGGAAGCAUCCAGGCCAAUUACUACCAGGUCAUACUGAAACACUUCGGUAUGAGCGGUGUGUCCAACGCAUACCUGAUGUACCGGAUCUCCCAGGCCGAACUGGAUAUGCGCCCACUAAUGCUUUCUUUUUCUCACCUAGUCGCAAUGACGCGACAUUUCCAGGCGACGGAUCCGAGAGAUCGGAUAUUCGGGCUCUUGGGCCUUCCCGCUACUGACUCGGAUCCCGACAAUGGCCAGUUAUUUGUGGAGCCUGAUUACUCGUUGCCCCCGCAAACCGUCUAUCGCGAUUACGCACACAAGGCACUCCGGUCGGAUACCUCCUUAACGCUACUCUCAAGCGUCCAACACGGCUUCAGUCUAACAUCGAGCUGUGGUACCUGGAUACCGCAGCUUGAUCGAGAUUACACGCGCUCACUUGCCUCCUUUAAAAGAGAUCCGG